Cantharellus anzutake is the source of this 1320-nucleotide messenger RNA. RefSeq lists its product as uncharacterized. The coding region runs from base 370 to 1053 and encodes 227 amino acids. The transcript is spliced from 8 exons. Lineage: Eukaryota; Fungi; Basidiomycota; Agaricomycetes; Cantharellales; Hydnaceae. Gene Ontology annotation, molecular function: RNA binding. The record is from RefSeq and is a predicted model, not a curated record. Gene Ontology annotation, biological process: positive regulation of mRNA splicing, via spliceosome. Gene Ontology annotation, cellular component: spliceosomal complex.
CAUAAGCAAAGCAAUUAUUUAACCCACGCUGAAGCUCGAAGAGGUCUUCAGCCGAUUGGAAAAAGUUGGUAUAGCGCUCGGUGAAAGACUCGAAUGUCUCGACAUCAUGCUGGCCAGAUGAACGGACCUGCGACCUGGUGGAAAAUGCACGAGAGCCCGUAAAGGUGGGACGUGCAGCAGCCCGAAAUGCCUUUGAAGACGGCAGCACCACAGCUAAUACCCUGCGUGACAUGGAGGACUGAGAUGUGUGUGGAUCUUGGGACCUUGAGAACAACUCCCCGGCAAUUUCCUGACCGGAAUUCCCCGACAUCGAAAAAAAGUUGACGACGAAUUUCUCCAACCUUCAGCAUCGACCGUAUUGACCUCAAGAUGAGCGACGCCUGGCAACAAAAUACGACUACGGUAGAGCCUCAACAAACAGAUGAAGGAUGGGGUAAUGCUGCGCGCAGUCCAUCACCAUCCCCUAAUGGAGGGGAUAAAGAUAUGAAGAAUGGCAUUCGUGGGGGGCAGCGAAGCCGCAGUCGCAGCCCUGUUCGCGUGGACCGUGGAAGCAAUCCUGGCAACAAUCUUCAUGUCUCUGGGCUCGACUCGAAGGUUGACAAUCGCGAGCUCGAGGCAAUCUUCAGCAAAUACGGAAAGGUGGAGAGAGCUGCAAUUAUGCACGACCCCCAUACCCGCGAAAGCCGUGGUUUUGGGUUUGUCACCAUGGAGUCUGUAGAAGGCGCGGAUGCGGCAUCGGCGGCUCUGAGUAACACAGAGCUGUUUGGAAAAACUAUUCGUGUGGAGAAGGCCCGCCGUGGUAGAGCUCGCACACCUACUCCUGGAAAGUAUUUUGGUCCUCCCAAGAGGGCUGAAUACGAGCGUCCCUAUGAUCCGCGUCCCUACGAUUCCCGCUAUGCUCGGCAUGACAACCGGCGCGAUGACAGGCGUGCGUACGGUGGAAGAUACGAGAGGUAUGAUCGAAAUGAUGACCGCCGCCCGGAGGAGAGGAGGUUUGAUGAUCGCAGAGAGAGACGCUACGAUGAUCGACGUGACAGGCGUGACCGCUUCUGAAAUUUCACGUCCAUUGGAUGAUGUCUUGGUCGCCGGUGGUUCUGCUUUUCUGUGGUUUAUCUUCCCUUGUAGGCGAAUGAAUGGUAAGACCUAGGUUCAUGGUCAGAAAAUUGUCAUGUCUUGUCCCUUGUGUGUCUAUAUAUGUAGCUAUGCAUCGUAAUCUCUUCUUGGCCCCUUGGGUUCAGGAAUUAUUGGCAAUUUGGUCACAAUGUUAUAUUGUUGCACUACAUAGUUCGGCUACAAGUAUCCUAACGUGAGAAUUCUAUG